Molecule: messenger RNA, 3379 nt
Organism: Colossoma macropomum (tambaqui)
Lineage: Eukaryota; Metazoa; Chordata; Actinopteri; Characiformes; Serrasalmidae
Product: class I histocompatibility antigen, F10 alpha chain-like
Exons: 6
Coding region: 575-1573 (332 amino acids)
Biological process (GO): immune response
Cellular component (GO): external side of plasma membrane
Source: RefSeq, a predicted model, not a curated record
ACAAAGGGACGGAGCACGGCACAAUGCCAGUGAUGCAUGCACUCGUGAUCGGCGCCCAGGGGACGGGUGUCUGCCACAACCGGGUAAUCUCCACAAUCUAGAACCUUAAACAGAAGAAGAGGACUUAUCAACACGGUGCAGAAGUAAAGAGAGCAGCCAUGAAAAGCAGCUUCACUCUCCUCUUUCUCUUCCAGCUCCUUCAUCAAACGCAUAGCAGCCUUUUACUUUCAUUUUCAGAAUCUGACAGGCAAACUGUGAACAUGUCGCCGUUGAAACAACGUUUCAAAUCACGUAUCUGACUGCCGUUUACACUACGCUUUAUUAAGGUUGAAAAUGAAAGUUGAAAAGACGUAAAUUAAAGCUGCUUUGUUGUUGAUAGAAAUGCACAGGGGUUUAUUUAGUCUAUAUAACUACAAUAAAGAACUGAAACUACUACCUCAGCCCUCAAAGCGGAUCACAUGAGCGUGCGCGCUCCCGAGACUCGGACAAGCACACUUAAGACAUUCUCUCAAUAUCGGAAAAACAGCACGAGCAGACGAGACACCAGAACUGUGCAGAUGUAAAGAGAGUGGCUAUGAAAAUCAGACUCAUUUUCUUUGUUCUACACCUCCUUCGUCGAGUGUAUAGCGGCUCAUACGAAGACACUGAGUGUGUAAACAUAUGUUCCCAUGGGAUUUUCUCUCGUGGUUUUAACCUCCCUGAGUACAUACAGAGGGACACUGUGAAUGACAUCACUCUCUUCUACUAUGACAGUAAUAUGGACUCUAAAAUGCCCCGUCCUGACUGGAUCAACAGUACUGCAGAACAGUGGCACUGGAACCAUAUAAAUCUUUGGACAGAACGCGACAGACUUUUUCUUACCCUGGGAUUUGAGUUGGCUAUUAAUCAGUUCAACAGGACAGGUUCCUUGUCUGACCAAAACGUGUACCAGGCCAGUGGCUGCUGUUACCUCUAUCCAAACGGAACCUACAAGACAUCCCUAAUUCACACAUUCAAUGGAAAGGACUUCUUAAGCUUUGAUAUUGACAGAAAGACGUUCGUUGCUUCCGUUCAUCAGGCGGUAUAUUAUAAACGUCUGAGAGACGGAGAUGAAGUCGAUCUACAGGUCGUAACAAAUUUCUAUAAAACAGUGUGUCUGAAUCGAAUCAACAUCUUCAAGAACGCUCCUAAAGUUCGUCUCAGAAAAGUUCCAGAAGUCAGGAUCUUUGAGAAACAGAAGGCCGGCUCCAUUACAGUAACAUGUCACGUGACGGGGUUUUACCCCCGGGCGGUUCAGGUGGACUGGUUCGGUCCAGAUCUGCACCCUGUGGAUGGAGGGGUCACUGAUGUGCUGCCCAAUGAGGACGGCACAUACCAGACCAGAAAGAGUGUGACAGUUCCAGAGGAGGAUGUAGGAAAACACACCUACAGCUGUGUAGUGCUUCAUAGCAGCGUAGCACACAACAUCACCACAGUCUGGGCUGUGGAGAAACGCAACAGGUUUGCUGUUUGGACUUCUCUGGUCUGCAGUUGCUUGCUGGUUAUUGGAUUUGGAUUCUGCAGGUGCCGUAGAUGUGAUGGUGCUGUGAGCUGAACUGACGCUCUUCAGGAACUCUUUACUGCAGUUUGCUCUGGGACAGAACAGUGGAGCUUACAGCUCUGCCAUCUUUCAGUCUUCUCAAGUCUUUCUUUGCAUUCAUCCUCUCAUUCAUUUAGCUUGAUGUCUGACACCAUUUCUGGAUCAUAGAUACAGCAAUAUGUAAACAAACUGGACAAAUAGGAAGACAAACAACUGUGAACUGUUCUUUGUGGAAUGAAGUUCAGUAGUUGUGAUGCACAGAGUUGGUCUGUCAUUAGAUGAAUAUAGAAAAGCAAUGACAUAUUUCCACCAGAGGGGUCUCCAAAUCCUCAAAACACACAAAGUGCAGCUUUAAAUACACCCUCAAAGACUCCAUUGCUAAAUAUUAAAAAGUGUGGGCCCUUUUCAGCACAUCUAGAUAAAAUAGAGCCCUGGUAUCUGUCAGACACCAAUUGAGUGCAUUUAAAGUGACUUUCUUCUUUUCUUUAUAUCUUACUCUGUCGCCUCCUGCCUGCAGGCCCUGAUCAUCCAGUCAGCCACUAGUAGGCACUUUACUAGAGGUACAGUGGUAAAAAUGAACUAAUCUGCCAUUGUCUUAUGGCUGAUCAUAAUCCUGAUGCUCUCUACAUCUAUUAUCUAAUUAUGCCCUUCAUUUUCUCCUCCAAUCACUGCUCAGCAACCUUUACACUAUCCACCAUUACCUCAGUCAAGUUUUCAGCUUUUUAGCAGUGAGCUAGUGUUCCUUUCAAUGUACGUCGAAUAUGAAGCUCCACGUAUUCAUUCAGAUGUGUUGGGGAGGGGGGGGGGUCUGUAAAAGUGAGGCCUGAGACCUCCACAGAGUAGAGAAUGCCCUUUUCCAAAGCCCAAAAAAAAAUAAAAUGCAAGCACCCAAUUUGACUAAUUGAUUAAUUGUUGAUCAUCCUUGUCUGCAGUGAUUUUAAACUGUCAUUAGAGGUAAGAUAUAAUUUGAAAAAAAACCCGUCUGCUAUGGCAGGAUGCUUUAGCUAGGCUGUUUGAUGGUCUUUAUGCUGAGACAGCUGGAAUGUGCAUAAAGAUGCUUUAAAAGCGAAUGCUUUAAAAUGAAGUGUUGCAGUGUUUGUUGGGAUGGUGUUAAGCUUUGUUCUCAUUAAUGUGUGAUUUAUCUUGCUGAUGUGUUUUAAAUGUGACUGGAACCAAAAAUGGGUUCAUGAGUUUGUUUUUUAUAUAUACAUUUGAACUAGUCAGACUCUUGUGGAUAAAAAUGAAAGUGUGACCUUAGACACUCCACAACACAUGGGGUGAAAACAGUCCACAACACAUGGGGCGAAAGAGAAGUCAAACAAAUCAGGGUCAGAAGCCAAAACAGUGAAUAAUAACUCAGCACCAAAAAGGAACGUCCAAAGACAAGGUGCAAUAAAACAGUUCAGGUACAUACAGGGAGAAAACAGACAGGUAAACAACGCUCAGUACACAGAGGCAAUACUUCAAAGUUUUAUUUGUCACAUACAUAGUCAUACACGGUACAACUAACAGGGAAAUGCUUGGAUAACUGCCUGCUCACAUGAAGCAAUAAGGUAAUAAAUAAAGAAGAAUGUAUGGAAUGAGGAAAGUGAGGAUUCCUUCACCAAGACCAAGCAUGACAAACAGGUAUUUAUACAGAGACAGGAAACGAGGAACAGAUGUAAACAGGAAUCAGGUAAUUUUGAGUGAGGAAGUGGAUUGUGAUUGGUGGAGGCAGUAUGUGUACGCGCUAUGUGAUCUCCUGUAGGAUGCUGGGAAAUGUAGUUCAUGGACUGGACAGAGCUGGUCGGUGUCGACAGGAAUUCAUACAGAACAAUGAGC